AUGCGAGUUCAUAUAUUCUCCUUGGUCCUCUGUGCCAUCACAGGCACAGCAUUGGCAGGCUGGCCUGGGCCGGACCGGGGCUGCGACCCUGGCAUCAACCCCGAGUACCAGCCUCUGGCGAACUCUACACCGGUUGAGCAGUACUGUUCUGCGUAUAUGCCGCAACCUGUCGUCGCCGUCGCUGGCACCGCGACGACUCUUAGCAGGUUCCCACGGCACAAACGUGCCAGCACCACGACGAGGCCUCUAAACCCGACGACGAGGCCGCUGAACCCGGUCAUUACCACUUCCUCUAGUACAACAGCAACUACAACGACUUCUAUAAGUACCACCACAACCUCACCGACUACAACGACCACAAGCACCACCACCACGACCACGACAACAUCGACCACCACCAGCACCUCACUCCACCCCACCACCUGUCCCACAGACCAACCCACGCUCCAGGGCGACGGCUGCGGCCACUGCACCUUCAACAUUUACUGCAACCAAGCCCCGGCCCCUUUACCUGCGGAUAUUUACAACCCAAGCUGGCUGAUCGACCCGCAGCCCGAUUUCUGGUCGUGCCUGCGCGCGUGCGACGACAACGAUGCGUGCACCAUCUUCACGUAUCGCGCCGCCACGGGCGAGUGUCGCCAGUACAUGUUCACAUACUCUGGGAGCGCGAUAGUGCCGGUGACGCUGGUGCCGGUGCCCGGGUACGAUACGGGGAUUUACGACACGUGUAGGCUUGGAACGCCGUGUGACACUUAUACGUGUCCUGGGGAGAAUGAGAAUUGUCCGGAUAGUUGA
Molecule: messenger RNA, 795 nt
Organism: Cladophialophora yegresii CBS 114405
Lineage: Eukaryota; Fungi; Ascomycota; Eurotiomycetes; Chaetothyriales; Herpotrichiellaceae
Exons: 1
Coding region: 1-795 (264 amino acids)
Source: RefSeq, a predicted model, not a curated record